Molecule: messenger RNA, 130 nt
Organism: Acaulospora morrowiae
Lineage: Eukaryota; Fungi; Glomeromycota; Glomeromycetes; Diversisporales; Acaulosporaceae
Source: the annotation of a GenBank genome assembly
AUGUUGUCCAAAUCUUCUGAGCUGAUACAAAUUGAUCUGGAUGUGUAUCAUUAUUCUUUUGAUGACCUUAUCAAGCCUGACAAGAACAAAGUUGUGGAACAAGGCUCGAUACAAGAACUACGAUUCUGUG